Messenger RNA from Lagopus leucura (white-tailed ptarmigan), 622 nucleotides. Its product is annotated as avidin-like. The coding region runs from base 24 to 482 and encodes 152 amino acids. Gene Ontology annotation, molecular function: biotin binding. The record is from RefSeq and is a predicted model, not a curated record. NCBI's taxonomy places the organism in Eukaryota, Metazoa, Chordata, Aves, Galliformes, Phasianidae. The transcript has 4 exons.
CUGGAGCAGAGCACAGCUUCGCCAUGGAGCACCGCCGCUACUGCCUCCUGCUUGGCCUGGUCCUGCUUGGCCUCGGCCCUGCAGCCUCCAGGAAGUGUGAUCUGCAGGGCCUGUGGAGAAAUGAGCUGGGCUCCAACAUGACCAUCUCAGCCCUGGACGUGGCUGGGACCUUUUCCGGCUCCUACCAGACAGCGGUAGCAGUCACCAACAAGCAGAUCCUGGUGUCACCGCUGCAAGGGGCCCAGCAGCCCGCCGGCACCAAGGGGCAGCAGCCCACGUUUGGCUUCACUGUGCAGUGGCAGUUUGCAGCCCUCGGUUUACCCCCAGACUCCACCACUGUUUUUGUGGGACAGUGCUUCGUGGACCGCCGUGGGAAGGAGACGCUGGAGAUGGCAUGGCUGCUGCGGGAAGAGGUUCCCUCCCGCAAGGACACCUGGAAGGCCAUCAGGGUUGGCACCAACGUCUUCACCCGUGUCAAGUGAUGGGGAGCACUGCCUGUUCCUCAAGAUCCUGUCUGCAGCACCUGGGAUCUCUGCUGCCUCCUCACUGUGUCCUGCUGCCCACCUGCUGCAUCCCUGUGCCUAUGCACCACGAGCCAAAUAAACCCUCCCGCAACAGCAGA